AAUCGAUAUCUAAAACUAUAUAUAGCACCAUAUAUUAUCUACACUUAUAUCAUCACAUAAACACAAGACCAAUAUUACAUUAGUGCAUGCUCAAAUGGAACAUCUAAUAUCUAAUAAGAGUGUUCUCCUUUUGCUAAUCGUGACUACCUCAUUGUUAGUUGAUGCCCGACCCGCUACCUUCCUCCAGGAUUUUCGUAUUACAUGGUCCGAUUCGCACAUCAGACAACUUGAUGGUGGCAGGACCAUUCAGCUUAUUCUCGACCGAAACUCUGGAUGCGGAUUUGCUUCGAAAAGCAAAUACUUAUUUGGACGUGUGAGCAUGAAGAUUAAGCUUAUUCCUGGAGACUCUGCGGGCACGGUUACUGCUUUCUAUAUGAAUUCGGAUACAGAUCAAGUGCGCGAUGAGCUGGAUUUUGAGUUCUUGGGAAACCGAACCGGGCAACCGUACUCGGUCCAAACCAACGUAUAUGCUCAUGGAAAAGGUGAUAGAGAACAAAGGGUUAACCUUUGGUUCGACCCUGCUGCUGACUACCACACUUACUCCAUUAUGUGGAACCAUCACCAUGUUGUGUUUUCUGUGGAUCAAAUCCCUAUAAGGGUAUACAAGAACAAUGAAGCUAAAGGGGUCCCAUUCCCCAAAUUUCAGCCAAUGGGAGUCUACUCAACAUUAUGGGAAGCAGAUGAUUGGGCAACAAGAGGUGGGCUAGAAAAAAUUAAUUGGAGCAAAGCACCAUUUUAUGCAUAUUACAAGGACUUUGACAUUGAGGGUUGUCCAGUCCCUGGUCCCAGUACCUGUGCUUCUAACCCUUCCAACUGGUGGGAGGGAUCUAGAUUCCAACAGCUUGAUCCAGUCGCGGCCAGUCGUUACCAAUGGGUCCGUGCGAACCAUAUGGUCUAUGAUUAUUGCACCGAUAAACACCGAUACCCCAACACUCCACCGGAAUGUGUAGCCUGAUUUUGAAAUGAUUCAAAAUUUAGCUAUAAAUAUGGCUAUCUGUAUAUGACCAUUUGAAUAUGCUGGCAGUGGGAGUGACAUUUGAAGUUUAUUUAUAUUCGUGUUAAAAAAAUAUAAGUUGGUAAAUAAUAAUGUGUACUUGUACGAGGGGCAAAUUUAUAAUUGAGCCAUACAAAGCUUCCUCGAUAUAUAGCGUUAAAUUAUUGUGUCUUCAGUUUAUGCCAUUUGAAUUAUCAAUUAUCAGAAUAAUGUUUGCCCAUGUUUUUGAAAAAAAUGGCAUUUAUUUGUGUUUACUCUAA
This is a messenger RNA of Helianthus annuus (common sunflower), 1254 nucleotides long. RefSeq names its product probable xyloglucan endotransglucosylase/hydrolase protein 6. Gene Ontology annotation, biological process: cell wall biogenesis; xyloglucan metabolic process. NCBI's taxonomy places the organism in Eukaryota, Viridiplantae, Streptophyta, Magnoliopsida, Asterales, Asteraceae. The coding region runs from base 95 to 955 and encodes 286 amino acids. The transcript has 4 exons. The record is from RefSeq and is a predicted model, not a curated record. Gene Ontology annotation, cellular component: cell wall; apoplast. Gene Ontology annotation, molecular function: hydrolase activity, hydrolyzing O-glycosyl compounds; xyloglucan:xyloglucosyl transferase activity.